AUGGGAGAGGUCGUCUGUCAUGGUGUUGGAUCACUUGAGAGAGGAAGGUCCACAGAUUACGACGACGAAGUUUGGAGACCGUUCAAGUUUUCCGCACUUCUCUCCCCGGAUGUCCAGUUCAACAUUGCUCCAGCAAGUAGUGAACCUUACGCCAUAACAACAGUACGAGGUACUAAAGAUGCAACUAGCUCUCAAGCAAGACCACAUGAUGAAGCCUUAGCACUGAGGUUGUUGUCUUAUAUGCCAUGCUUUAAAUGA
Molecule: messenger RNA, 258 nt
Organism: Eruca vesicaria subsp. sativa (arugula)
Lineage: Eukaryota; Viridiplantae; Streptophyta; Magnoliopsida; Brassicales; Brassicaceae
Source: the annotation of a GenBank genome assembly